AUGUUAUGUCAGAUUCCUUCCUUAGCUGGUCUCGGCCGUAGAGGGAAGAGGACGAAGAGAACGUCGUUGUUCGGGAAGCAUCGCAACAAGAUGCACACGCUGUGCCACUGCUGCAGCUCCAAGGCCUACCACCUGCUGAAGUCCACCCGCGGCAAGUGCGGCUACCCUGCCAAGCACAAGAGGAAGUAUAACUGGAAUGCCAAGGCUAAUACCAUGGGCACCGGCCAGAUGAGGCACCUCAAAAUCGUGUACCGCAGGUCCGGACAUGGAUUCUGUGAAGCUACAACUCCUAAACCCAAGAGGGCUGAUGUUGUCGCAUCCAGUUCAUCUUAA
Messenger RNA from Ochotona princeps (American pika), 333 nucleotides. RefSeq names its product large ribosomal subunit protein eL37-like. Gene Ontology annotation, cellular component: cytosolic large ribosomal subunit; ribosome. The transcript has a single exon. Gene Ontology annotation, biological process: translation. The coding region runs from base 1 to 333 and encodes 110 amino acids. Gene Ontology annotation, molecular function: structural constituent of ribosome; RNA binding. The record is from RefSeq and is a predicted model, not a curated record. Lineage: Eukaryota; Metazoa; Chordata; Mammalia; Lagomorpha; Ochotonidae.